Didymella exigua CBS 183.55 is the source of this 450-nucleotide messenger RNA. RefSeq names its product bola-like protein. Bases 1 to 450 code for a protein of 149 amino acids. The transcript has 2 exons. The record is from RefSeq and is a predicted model, not a curated record. NCBI's taxonomy places the organism in Eukaryota, Fungi, Ascomycota, Dothideomycetes, Pleosporales, Didymellaceae.
AUGGCGCCAUCCAGAGCAAUGCUUAUUCGCCGCAUAGCCUCCGCGUGCGUACAGCCCCAGAUUCGCAUGCGCGCCAGCACGCGUCUCCUCUCGACAUCAGCGACAGCCGUCAGACCUCAGUGCAUACGUGCGACCGCGGUACCGCGACUUCAGACCACGAACGCACCUAGCCAAGCAUAUAGUACAGAAGCAAGCGGCGCGCCAGAACCCCCGGACUUCUUGAACGAGGCAGAACUGCAUGUCUUCAACAAGAUCAAAGGAGAGCUGGAACCCACAAAACUCGAGGUCCAAGACAUCAGCGGCGGCUGCGGAUCCAUGUACGCGAUCGAGAUCGAAUCAUCCAGAUUUCAGGGCUUGACGGUGAUCAAGCAACACAAGCUGGUUAAUCAGGUGUUGAAGGAAGAAAUUGCACAGUGGCAUGGCGUUCAGCUGAGGACAAGAGCGGCAUAA